This is a messenger RNA of Komagataella phaffii GS115, 849 nucleotides long. RefSeq names its product Ribosomal RNA-processing protein. Gene Ontology annotation, cellular component: preribosome, large subunit precursor. The record is from RefSeq and is a predicted model, not a curated record. The transcript has a single exon. NCBI's taxonomy places the organism in Eukaryota, Fungi, Ascomycota, Pichiomycetes, Pichiales, Pichiaceae. Gene Ontology annotation, biological process: maturation of 5.8S rRNA; maturation of LSU-rRNA. The coding region runs from base 1 to 849 and encodes 282 amino acids.
AUGCAGGUUUUUCCCUACGAAGAUGGCUUUCGUUUGAUAACUUACUUUCUUUUGCUAGAGGGAAUAGCUAUGCCGAAUCGUCAAAACUUACGAAGGGCUGAGAAAGACUCAGAAGCAUCUGUCAGGUCAACUGGAUAUGAGGGCCCAAGCACUUGUUUGAGCAAACCAGGUUUUGGAAAGGGUGUUUCACUUGAAUUCUUCAACCACAUAAGUGAUGUGAAUCUCAAGGAAGACUCUAGCAUUGUUGGGAAAGCUGGUUUUCGUCCCAAUAGUAAAUUUCGGGAAGUGCUAAGUGAUGAAGAGGACAGCAAUUCUCCAGUGGAAAUGGAUUUCGAAGAAGUUAGUACAGAAGAUAGCGAAGAACUUGAUUUGAGCACAUCGAACGAUAAGCGAACAAAGUCUACAGAUGGUUCUGAUAGAUUCAGUAAAGCCGUAACUUCUAUUUUGGAUUCAAAACUGAAAGCUUAUGAUAGAAAAGAUCCUAUUUUGGCAAGAUCCAAGAAAGGUAUCAAGAAGCUUGAAGAGGAAAAAUUAGAGAAGAAAGCCAUGAGAUUGAUUUUGCAAGAAAAAAAAGAGAGAUUAAAGCAUUCUAGAAAUGAACACAUACUUCCCACAGAUGACGAUAAUGUAAGAGCCAUUAUUGAAAGGGAAAGAUUUUUCAAGAAGAUUGCCCAAAAGGGAGCUAUUAGACUUUUUAAUGCCAUAUUAGCAACACAAGUGAAGACUCACAAGACGAUGGAGGACACCAAAACAGAGAUCUUAGGGCGUGAUGCUCGGAAACGGGUAAUGACAGAGGUUUCCAAAGAUAAUUUUUUGGAUAUGAUUCAAAGAGCUGGAAAAAGUACCUAG